GCCCGCGAGGGGAGACGAGGAGAGCGCAUGCGCGGCCGGGGAUGCGCUGGGGGACCGCGGCCGGGCUCGGAGGGGAUCCGGUAACCGGCCGGGCGCGGGCACGGGCUCACCGGAGAAGAGGAGCAGAACUGCAUGACGAAACACGUUAAGUAAGUUCUUCAGAUAACCAGGAUGCAUUUCCAGUGGGACUGGCUGUGCUUGGGUCUCCUGAUAAUUAGCUCAGUAACUGCAGAAAUUGAAAACGAAGAAAUUUUGGGUGCAGAUGUUGAAGUGGAGGAUUUUGACGAACAGUCUCAAGAAGCUGAUGUUGACAAAGAUGAAUCUUCCUUAGGGAUUGUAUACCAGACGCCAAAGCCAACUGGGGAAGUGUAUUUUACAGAAACCUUUGAUGGAGUGUUGACUGGGUGGAUAUUGUCUAAAACCAAGAAAGAAGACACGGAUGAUAACAUUGCUAAAUAUGAUGGAAGAUGGGAAGUAGAAGAGCUGAAAGAAAACACAGUACCUGGAGACAGAGGAUUAGUGUUAAAAUCGGUGGCAAAGCAUCAUGCAAUAUCAACCAUGCUAACAAAGGCAUUUAUUUUUGAUAAUAAACCUUUGAUUGUUCAAUACGAAGUGAAUUUUCAAGAAGGCAUUGACUGUGGUGGUGCAUAUAUUAAACUUCUCUCCAGUAGUAAUGACUUGAAUCUGGAAUACUUUUUUGACAAAACACCUUAUACUAUUAUGUUUGGACCAGAUAAAUGUGGAGAAGAUUACAAACUACACUUUAUCUUCAGACAUAAGAAUCCUAAAACAGGAGAGUAUGAUGAAAAACAUGCAAAACGCCCUGAUGUAGACCUAAAAAAGUUCUAUUUGGACAAGAAGACUCACCUGUACACACUUGUGCUAAAACCAGAUGAUACGUUUGAAAUGUUAAUCGACCAAACAGUUGUCAGUAAAGGAAGUCUCCUUGAGGAUAUGGUUCCUCCAGUAAACCCUCCCAGAGAAAUAGAGGAUCCUGCUGACAAGAAGCCUGAUGAUUGGGAUGAAAGACCAAAAAUACCUGAUCCCAACGCUGUCAAACCAGAUGACUGGGAUGAAGAUGAGCCUUCCAAAAUAGAAGAUCUUGAUGCUGUUAAGCCUGAGGGAUGGCUUGAUGAUGAACCACAGUAUGUUCCAGACCCUAAUGCAAAAAAACCAAAGGACUGGGAUGAAGAAAUGGAUGGGGAGUGGGAAGCCCCUCAGAUCCCUAAUCCAAAGUGUGAGACCGCACCUGGUUGCGGAAUCUGGGUGCGUCCCAUGAAGAAUAACCCAAAGUAUAAAGGAAAAUGGAAAGCACCUAUGAUAGAUAAUCCUAAUUAUCAGGGAAUCUGGAGUCCUCAGAAAAUACCUAACCCAGACUAUUUUGAAGAUCCUCAUCCAUUUGAGAUGACAGCUGUCAGUGCGAUUGGUUUAGAACUCUGGUCUAUGACAUCUGAUAUCUACUUCGAUAACUUCAUUAUAUGUUCAGAAAAAGAAGUAGCUGAUCGUUGGGCAGCAGAUGGCUGGGGCUUGAAGAAAUUAGUAGCAAGUGCUAAUGAGCCUGGAAUGUUUAGUCAACUGGUGACAGCUGCAGAAGACCACCCAUGGCUCUGGGUUCUUUACAUCCUGACUUUAGCACUCCCCAUUGGUCUAGGUGUGUUGUUCUGCUGGCCUGCAAAGAAAACAGAUGAAGAUAUUGAGUUCAAGAAAACUGCUAUAUCUAAGGCAAUUACAAAAGGAGAAAUAAAACCAGAGAGAGAAGAGUUAGAAGAUGAUGAAAUAGAUUUAGAAGAAGAAAAAGAAAAUGAAGAUAUUGUUGAAGAUGAGAGAAGAGAACCAGAGGAGACAAAAGGAGAGUUGGUAAAGGAUUCACAGAAGAUGGAAAGGGAGGCUUCUCCUUCAGAAGAUGAGGGUGAAGGUGGUGACGAUAUUGAUGAAGAGGAAGAAAUUGAAGUUGCAGAUGGAAGUCAAGAAGAAGGUGAUAAGUCAAAUAAAUCUGGUUCAGAAGAUGAAAUGAAAGAAGAUGAUGAAAGCACAAGUUCUGGAGAUGGUCCACUGAAAUCAGUGCGCAAAAGAAGAGUACGAAAGGACUGAGUUAUUUCCAGCUAGUAUUUUUAGGUCUAGAUAAUAGUAACUUCAGGCAUGUCACUGCAGUGGGCCUGACAGCAUGCGGGUUCCUGAGAUUUGAAGGGAGAAAUGAGACUCAUUGCGACUUAACCUCUUUUAAAGCCCUAACCUCUUUUAAACUUCCCAAACAUCGAUUCCCUUUUUUAAGAAAUACCAUCUGUGAUGAGUUAGCUGAUGCUUCAAAUCUGGAAUAAAAGUGAAAUUGCAAGUUGGCUAACUGAUUUAAAAAUGAAGAUUCUUAAGAUUUGAGGAUUCUUAGAAAUUAGUAUUAGUUGGAGAUAAACUUUUACUCUAAAUAUUUUUAAAAACAUGAGUAAAUUAUAAUAUUUUUGCAGCUCUAGCACAUAUUUUAGCUGCUGACACAUUUCAGCUAGAAGAGGAUUGUGGUAUAGAUGUAGCAUCUACAGCAGUUCACACUGCUAAGAGAAAAGGUGUUUUUUUUUCCAGUGCAGAGCUAAAUGCAAUAAUUGUUUUUGUAUGAUGAUUUAGUGCUGGUAAAAAUUUUUAUUGUACAUUAUUUAUUUCUGUUGAUACUGUUACAUAGGUAGUCAUCUGUUCACUUUAGACAUUGGUUACAAUAUUUUAAGAGCUAUUUCAAAAUAGAAUAUUCAUAGAACAAGUGGUUAAUUGAUGUGACUUGUUUUGCUUUUUUGAAUGCAGAUAUCAAAUCUACAGAAGUGAAAUACAAAUGAUUUUUUUUCAAACUUUUAUAGCUCUCAUGUUCCAAGCUGGAACGGUAUAGGCUUUGUUUAUGGAAUAAUUGCUAAGUGUACAUUACAUCCUGAAAAUAUUUAAUAAUUCUUGCUUAACAUGAAAUUUAUUAACAUAGAUAUAAAUUUUUGAUGGAUUAAGGCUUUUUUUUACAGAUGUGAGUACCUGGGCAUUCUCUUAAUAUAGUUUAAAUAAACUGAGUAUCAUAAGAGAAACUUUGUUUUGUUACCAUGUUCAACUGUAUAUUGAAAUAGUUCAACUGUAUAUUAAAACAAACAAUAAAACCCGUUACUGGAA
This is a messenger RNA of Oxyura jamaicensis (ruddy duck), 3132 nucleotides long. RefSeq names its product calmegin (gene CLGN). The record is from RefSeq and is a predicted model, not a curated record. Gene Ontology annotation, biological process: protein folding. Gene Ontology annotation, molecular function: calcium ion binding. The transcript has 17 exons. Bases 172 to 2091 code for a protein of 639 amino acids. Lineage: Eukaryota; Metazoa; Chordata; Aves; Anseriformes; Anatidae. Gene Ontology annotation, cellular component: endoplasmic reticulum; endoplasmic reticulum membrane.